AUGACCAUGGACCUGGAGGUUGGGCUGAGGCAGUGCAUCGUUUCUUGCUUGGAAUUCCACCGCCUGGUAGGCAUGCCGGUUCUAGAGCGCGCAGGUUCGAGUCCAUCGAAGCAGGGAAAGGACAUUGAUCGUGAAAACAAUGUGCUCGAAAACAAAACUGACGAUGUGCAGACCGUGGUUCUCGAGGCCAAGAGCGUGGCCGAGUCCGCACUGGAAACAUCGAAGGGAUGCCAAAUGGGAGCGCUGACAGAAGAUGUGAGGUUAGUGAAAGAAGAUAUGAAGCAGAUUUCAAACCAGGUGAAUGGCAUACAGGACGAAAUGGCGUGA
Messenger RNA from Symbiodinium natans, 327 nucleotides. NCBI's taxonomy places the organism in Eukaryota, Dinophyceae, Suessiales, Symbiodiniaceae. The record is from the annotation of a GenBank genome assembly.